GCUGCCUCUUUGAGUCUUGCCUUCCUCAACCACCUGUCUUUCACUACUCAGGACCGAUAUACCUCCGGACAAGAUGGGCUUGUCACUCAAGAAGCCUGAAGGUGUGCCGGGCAAGUCAUGGCCCGCCAUUGUCAUUGGCUUGUUUGUCGCCUUUGGUGGUGUACUCUUUGGGUAUGACACUGGCACUAUUGGCGGUAUCCUUGCUAUGCCCUAUUGGCAAGAUUUGUUUUCGACAGGUUACAGAAACCCAGAGCAUCACUUGGACGUUACCGCGUCGCAAUCUGCCACUAUCGUCUCCAUUCUGUCCGCUGGAACCUUCUUUGGCGCUCUUGGUGCCGCUCCCCUUGCCGACUGGGCUGGACGGCGCUUGGGCCUUAUUCUGUCGUCGUUUGUGUUUAUUUUCGGUGUUAUCCUACAGACCGCGGCCGUCAGCAUUCCUCUUUUUCUGGCUGGCCGAUUCUUUGCUGGAUUGGGAGUUGGUCUCAUAUCGGCAACCAUCCCCCUCUAUCAAUCCGAGACUGCCCCAAAAUGGAUUCGUGGUGUCAUCGUCGGGUCCUAUCAGCUAGCCAUUACCAUCGGUCUUCUUCUUGCCUCCAUUGUCAACAAUGCCACGCAUAACCUGCAGAACACCGGCUGCUAUCGCAUCCCCAUAGCUGUUCAAUUUGCAUGGGCGAUUAUCCUGAUCGUUGGCAUGAUCAUUCUUCCCGAAACUCCACGCUUUCAUAUCAAGAGAGACAAUCUCCCAGCCGCCACUAAGUCUCUAGCUAUCCUCCGCCGUCUGGAGCAGAACCAUCCAGCGAUCAUCGAAGAGCUUUCCGAGAUCCAAGCAAAUCAUGAAUUUGAGAAGAGCCUCGGGAAGGCGACCUACUUAGACUGCCUCAAGGGAAAUCUACUCAAGCGGCUGCUUACUGGCUGUUUUCUCCAGAGUCUGCAGCAGUUGACUGGCAUCAACUUUAUCUUCUACUACGGCACACAAUUUUUCAAGAACUCCGGAUUCUCAGACUCGUUUCUGAUAUCCUUGAUCACUAAUCUUGUCAAUGUCGUGUCGACCCUUCCCGGACUCUACGCCAUCGACAAAUGGGGUCGGAGGCCUGUUUUGCUCUGGGGAGCUGUUGGGAUGUGUGUCUGCCAGUUCAUCGUUGCUAUUCUUGGGACAACAACGACAAGUCAAGAUGCAAGCGGAAUGAUCAUUGUGCAUAAUCUCGCCGCACAGAAAGCAGCUAUUGCAUUUAUUUGCUUCUACAUCUUUUUCUUCGCUGCUUCUUGGGGUCCAGUUGCCUGGGUCGUUACAGGCGAGAUCUUCCCCCUUAAAGUCCGCGCCAAGUCGCUCUCCAUAACUACAGCGUCGAAUUGGCUGCUCAACUGGGCCAUUGCUUACAGCACACCUUACCUUGUCAACUACGGCCCUGGCAAUGCGAACCUUCAGUCCAAGAUCUUCUUCGUCUGGGGCGGAUGCUGCUUCAUCUGCAUCGCAUUCGUUUACUUCAUGAUCUAUGAGACAAAAGGUCUCACACUGGAGCAGGUUGACGAGCUAUAUGAAGAGGUGUCGGAUGCCAGGAAGAGUAUUGGUUGGGUGCCGACUAUCACUUUCCGGGAGAUCCGGGAGGAAAAGAAGGUAAGGGAUCCAGUUGUUGAUAUCACUGAAGAGGCAGCUUGAGAUAAUUUGGAUCUGUGUAUAGGGUUUCAGAGAGCUGCUGGCGGAAAAGGAUAUAGUGAUACUGUACAAUGUAUCUCGUCAUGAAGAAAUAGCUAUAGGACUAGUAGCGGGAACCUUGGGCCUGCCCCGGGCCAAGACGCUACCGAACGUGUAUAGUAGACUAGGACGGGUACAAUUUAUAGAGAAGAAGACUAUAGAACAUAUACGUGGCGGCUGCUCUUAAGUAUAUAUU
This is a messenger RNA of Neurospora tetrasperma FGSC 2508, 1889 nucleotides long. RefSeq lists its product as uncharacterized. Gene Ontology annotation, biological process: carbohydrate transport; transmembrane transport. Bases 74 to 1657 code for a protein of 527 amino acids. Gene Ontology annotation, cellular component: membrane. The transcript has 4 exons. Gene Ontology annotation, molecular function: carbohydrate:proton symporter activity. NCBI's taxonomy places the organism in Eukaryota, Fungi, Ascomycota, Sordariomycetes, Sordariales, Sordariaceae. The record is from RefSeq and is a predicted model, not a curated record.